This is a messenger RNA of Ichthyophthirius multifiliis, 4818 nucleotides long. RefSeq names its product PAS domain S-box family protein. The transcript has 3 exons. NCBI's taxonomy places the organism in Eukaryota, Ciliophora, Oligohymenophorea, Hymenostomatida. The record is from RefSeq and is a predicted model, not a curated record.
AUGUAAAAAAAUAAAAUUAAUAAAAAAUAUAUAUAAAAAAAGAAUUUAUAUUUUGCAACAGCAAUGGAUUAUUUAUAAAUGCACUCGUUUCCUUUUCAUUAAAAAAUAACUCAUAUAUGGAAAGCUACUGAUUUUUUAAAAAUAAUAUUUGAUUUUUUUUAUUUAUUUAAUAUAAAUAAAUAUAUGCCUCGAAUAAACUAUUUCAUAUUUAUAACUUCAGUAUAUUUUUUAGACUUCAUAAUCUUUUUAAUUAUUCUCGAUAUAAUUUUCGUUUCUUAUAGUUUUUCAAAAAAGAAGUUUUCGACAACUUGGCCUUUGACAAUUUUAAGAAGUGUAGCUUCCCUUUUGGUGACUGUUUUUUUUUUGCCAAUAACUGAAACUUUGGUAUCCGUAGUUUAAUGCUCAACAAAUGAAUAGGGGCAGUUGGGUUUAGAUUCAUUCCCUGAAGUUAUUUGUUGGGAGGGUUGGCAUUUAUUCCAUGCUUUAAUUUCUAGUUUGUUCAAUUUAAUUUUCAUGUUUCUAAGUACUAUAGUUGCUUUGACUUAUUUUUAGCCGAAAUAAACUAGCGAAGAUAGAACUGCUAGAUAAGAUUCUAAAGGGGAAGUGGCUUUUAUAUUAAAUAAAGUAGUCUGUUAGUGUCUUUUUUCUUUUAUUCCGGAAGGAAACGAUUGGUUUUUGGUUAUUUUGGUUUUCGUGCUUAGUCUAGGAUUACAUUGGGUUUAUAAUAUGGAAGAUCCUUAUUAUGAUUAAGAAGUGGGGCUUUUUUAUAAAAUUGUGAGUACUUAUUAUUUAUGGACUAAUGCGAAUCUUUUAAUUAGUUAAAUUUUAACUAAUAUUGAUUUUAAUGGAGGACUUAUUUCUUGGCUUAUUGGUCUACCGUUUAUUGUUUUGAUUAUGAUUACGACUAAAAAAAGCAGAAUCGAUACUUUAAUAAGGAGUUAGAUGAAAUUUAGAUCUGGGGAGUAGAUUUAAGGACAUUUGAGGUAUGUUUUGUAGUUAAUUGGGGAUUAAAAGAAAGACAAAAAUGCGUAUAUUUUACUUAUUGGGUAUGUGGAGAAACAUAAGGAAACUUGUCAAGAAGAAGAUUGUCCUUUAAAGAGGAUUAAUAAUUAAUAAUAAGGAGGGAAAAAGAAAUAGUAAUAAUAAUAAUUAGUUUUAAGUGAAAUGGAUGAUAUAUGUAAUAAUUUAAUUAAAGAAAUUGAUAGAAUAUAUUAAAAUGGUUUAAAGAAAUUUCCUACAUGCACGAAAUUGAGAAUUUCCUAUGCGUUUUUUCUAAUGGAAAGGUUUUAAAAUAAACGAGAAAAGUGUUUUUAAUAAUUAAAAAUCGCAGAAAAAACGAAGCCUUCUUUUGAUGAGUAAUUCAUUAUAUAUAGAUAUAAGAAAAUUUUAGAAGAAAACUUAGAUUAAAUAGGGGAAAAUGAAGAAAACGAAAACGACAUAGUAAAACUAAUAGCUUUUGAUUCCCAUAUAUAGUAAUGUGAAGAAUAUAUGAAAUUAUCAGCAUAAAUGCAUAAGGAGUUCUGGGCUGAAUUAAAGGAAGAAAACCCUGGUUUAUUGAAAUUAAAUAUUAUAGGGAGUAAAAUAAGUAAGGCAGUACAUGAGGCGAAAUCACAUUAUUAUGAUAUGUAGAAAAUUAACUCGAAAAUACACUAGACAAUAAAGACUUUUGGGAAAUAUCUAAUUUAUGUACUAAAUGAUAGGGAAAACGGGAAAAUUUUAUUAGAAAAAGCUGAAUUUAUAUAACAAUAGUAAGAAUAAGUGGAAAAAAAGGAAGAUAAUAUUGAAAAAAUUUUCGAUUUCAAAAGUGAACCGAUUGCUUAUUUGGUCGUGAAAAAUAAAAAAGGAGAAAUAGGGCAUAUAGAGCAGUGUAAUAUGCUUUUUUCAGCACUUUUUGGUUAUUAAAAAGAGGAAGUUUAAAAUAAGUAAAUUUAGGUGAUUUUACCUAAUAUAUAUGUGGAGAUACAUUAGUAGUUUUUAUAAAGAUAUUAUGAGAAUGUAGCUUUAGGAAUUACAAAUUCGAAUUAUUUAAAUGAAAAUUAAUAUAGCUUCGGGAAGAAUAGAAAUGGAUAUAUUUUUCCAUUGUUUUAUUAUGUGAGUGUUUUGACGGAUGAUUUUUAAAUGUUUCUAUGCAAUUUUAAUGCAGAUUGUUAUAUUAAAUAAACUUUUUAUGUUUUAACUAACUAAGAUGGAGUUAUUAUAGAUAUUUCUUAAGGAAGUAUUUAUUUUUUGGGAUUAGAAGUGGCCAUUAUUAAGAAAAAAAGUGUAAAUAUAUGCACUUUUGUACCCGAUUGGAAGGAUGAGAAGAAGUAUUAUGAGAAAAACGGGAAAGAAUUCUCUUAUAAUGUAGUUUAGGUAGAUGGUAAUGUAAUAUUAAUGCAUUUUUAAUGUCAUAUUUAAGCUUUGAAAGUUGAAAUAAAUCAGAUUUUUGAUGAAAGUGAAAAUUUUGAAGAGGACAACAAAGGAGAAGAAGAAGAAGAGGCAGAAGAAAACGAAGAAAAAGAAAAAAAGGGAGAAAUAAUGGGUUUUUAAUUUAAAAUUGAAAAAAUAGAAAAGAAUAUAAAUUUUAAAAUUGAAUCGAAUUCUCUUUUGAAAAAAAAUAACAAAAUAAAGAAUAAUUUAAAUUAAUUUACAAAAGAAAAUGAAAAUCUGGCAAAAUUAGUAUUCGAUUUAUAUAAAGAUAAAUAAUAAAUUGAACAUGAUUUUAGCAAUUAAUUUCCAGAUUAAAAAUAAGAUUAUGAAGACGAGAGUUUUCUAGAAAAAUAAAAUUUUAAAGAUUUCUCAAAAGGUAUAAAAACUAAAAGACUAUUUAACAAUCGAAUAGAUAAUAUAUUUGAAGGUUAUUAUGAAGAAGAAGUAUCCGAAGAUCAAGAAAAUAGCGUUUUUGUAAAUUAAAUAGGAGAAAAAUAUGAAGAUGAGGAAGAUUAUCAUAUAUUUAAUUAAUCUAAUUCAACUGAAGUAAUUAGAAAAGCCCUAAAUAAUUCACAUAAGCAUUAAUUAAUUAAAGGAUUUUUAGUUAUUUCGUUAAUUUGGAAUAUUUUGGUUAUUGGUUUAUCAGUUUUCGAGUAUUUUUUUUGCUUGUAAAGACUAGAAAGCUUCGAAUUGGGGUUUAGGAUAGUUUAAAUUUUAAAUUCGAGAAUUUUCGAAGUUAAUAAAUUAGUGACUAAAGUAAUUGAUAAAUAAUAAAAUUUAUAUUAAGUGUAGUAAAUAAAUACGGAAAUUGAUAAAAGCGUUUAGAGUUUGAUUUUUUUAAACGAGAAAAUUAAUAAUUAAGAAUUCGAUGAUUUUUUGCAUAAAAAAAGUGAAAAAAUAAACUUCAUAUUUUUUUAAAAAAAUUCAUAUUUAAAUUCUAAUUAAAAUAUUGAUUUAAAUAAUGUCAUUUUAUUAAUGGGAGUUUUAGGAGAUUCAGAUUUGUUGGAUAAUUAAGGCUUUUUAGUCAAUUUUUUUAAUGGAAUUUAUCAAAUUUUAAAAGAUUAGUCAGUAAAUGCUGAAAAAUUAAUAUUAUCCAAUAUACAAAAAAAUGAAAUUGAGUUAAUUUUAAGUCUAUUAGUGACUUUUAUUGUCUGCUUUUUGGCAAUUUCUUUAUUUAUUUUAAUUACCAUUGCUAUAAAAAAUUAAAGAGAAAGUAUUUUGUUUCUUUUCUUAGAUAUUCCUUAGAAACAUGUAUAUUAUUUAUAUAAACAUUGUGAUAAAUUCCUUUAAACUUAUGUUUCGAUAAGGUAAUAAUUACAAAAAUCGGAAGAAAAUAAUCAAUUUUAGGAAGGAUAAUUUGAAUCUUCUGAUGAAUCUGAAUAAGACGAUGAGAUAUAAUUUUAAUAAGAAUUAGAAAAAAAAAAAAUACUAAAUAACAUUUCUUAAGAAGAAAAUUAAAAUGAUAGUGAAAUUUAAAAAGAUUUAAUUUAAAAAAGAAAAAAAAUCAUACAGAAGUAUAUGGCUAAUAAAUAUUAAGGGGCAUAAGGACUAAUUUUUAAUUAUAUUUUUAUUCUUAUAUUUACUCUUACUUAUUCUAUUAUUAAUUUUUAUAUUAUUUUUAACUAAAAAAAUACUAUUUAGUUUAUAUGGCCUUAAUAUUAUUAAAUUGAUUAUAUGUAAAUAAAUAUUGCGUAUUAUCUAAAUAUAUAAAAAAUAAUGCUUAUUAAACCAGAAUUUAAUAUAAAUGGGAUAACUGCGUAGAAUGAAGCAUAAAAUUUGUUGUAAAAUUUAUUAGGAUAAAACGAAUUAUUUACUAAUAAUAUGUAUGAUUUAAAAAAUUAGUAUUUCAAUAUUUUUUAUAGAAAUCCUUGUUAAAUUGUUAACUUUUAAAAUAUUAAUUUAUGCGAAAGUAUAAUUAAUGGUAAUAUUAAAUUAGGUGUUAAUAAUGUUAUUUAGCAUUAUUAUAAUGUUUUUUAAAGUAAUUUAAGUGAUAUUAUUGUCAAAAAAUUAAAGUUCAAUGAAAUUAAUAUGAAAUAAUAAUAUAUUGAAUUAGGUAUUUUAUUUUUUAUAAAUAUAUUUUUUAAUUUUAAUAAAAAAUAAGAUUAAUCUUUAUAUAAUUAUGUAAGACCUUGCAUUUCAUAUUUAAUUGAUUUUGAAUAAUAAUAUAUUUAAUAAUAGUUAAAUUCAGCUAAAAGCUUUUAAGCUUUAUUUGUUUCUAUUUUUUCUAUUUUAUUAAUUCUUUCUUAUUUAAUUUUUUGGAUUCCUAAAAUAAGUAGUAUGAAUACUUAAUUAAAUAGAACUAUUUAAAUGCUUAAUAUGAUUCCUAUUAAUGUAAUAAAAGAAAAUAUUAAUAUUAGAAGAUUUGUAAAAAAUUUAAUUAAAUAAAUGGAUAAAACUAAGUAUGAAUGA